GCCGUCGGUGGCGGGCUCGCGGCCGCCUCAGAGCCCCGCAGCGGGCAGCGAGGCGGGGCGGGGGUCGCGGGGGCGCUGUUGGCUGGCGCCUUUGAGGGGGCGCCCCGGCGGCCAUGUCGGCCGGCGAGGUGGACCGCCUGGUGUCGGAGCUGAGCGGCGGGACCGGAGGAGAUGAGGAGGAAGAGUGGCUGUAUGGCGGCCCCUGGGACGUGCAGGUGCACAGCGACUUGACCAAGGACCUAGAUGAAAAUGAAGUGGAGAGGCCAGAAGAAGAAAAUGCCAGUGCAAAUCCUCCGUCUGGGAUUGAAGAAGAAGCCGCGGAGAAUGGCGUGCCCAAACCGAAAGUGACCGAGACAGAGGAUGACAGUGACAGUGACAGUGAUGACGACGAGGACGAUGUCCACGUGACCAUCGGAGACAUUAAGACGGGAGCGCCGCAGUAUGGGAGUUAUGGUACAGCACCUGUGAAUCUUAAUAUCAAAACAGGAGGAAGAGUUUACGGAAGUACAGGAACAAAAGUCAAAGGGGUGGACCUAGACGCGCCAGGGAGCAUCAAUGGAGUCCCUCUCUUGGAGGUAGACUUGGAUUCUUUUGAAGAUAAACCAUGGCGUAAACCCGGUGCUGAUCUUUCUGAUUAUUUUAAUUAUGGGUUCAAUGAAGAUACUUGGAAAGCUUACUGUGAGAAACAAAAGAGGAUACGAAUGGGACUUGAAGUUAUACCAGUUACCUCGACUACUAAUAAAAUUACGGCCGAAGACUGUACUAUGGAAGUUACACCAGGUGCAGAGAUCCAAGAUGACAGAUUCAAUCUUUUGAAGGUACAGCAGGGAAGAACUGGAAAUUCAGAGAAAGAAGCACCUCUUCCACCUGCCAAAGCCGAGUUCACUUCUCCUCCCUCUUUGUUCAAGACUGGGGUCCCUCCGAGCAGGAAUAGCUCCUCGUCUCAGGCUCAGCCGAGUGCUGCUUCCAGGAAAGCCGCUUCCAACGUCGGCAAGUGGCAGGACCGCUACGGGCGGGCCGAGUCCCCGGAUCUGAGGAGAUUGCCUGGAGCAAUCGAUGUUAUCGGUCAAACCAUAACUAUCAGCCGAGUAGAAGGAAGACGGCGAGCUAAUGAAAACAGCAACAUACAGGUCCUUUCUGACAGAUCUGCUGCUGAAGUGGACAACAAUUUCAACAAGCCACCUCCAUUUUUCCCUCCAGGAGCUCCUCCCACCCACCUUCCCCCGCCUCCCUUCCUCCCGCCGCCUCCCACUGUCAGCACCGCACCACCUCUGAUUCCACCACCAGGUAUUCCAAUAACUGUACCACCUCCAGGUUUUCCUCCACCACCAGGCGCUCCACCCCCAUCUCUCAUCCCAACGAUAGAAAGUGGGCACUCUUCUGGUUAUGACAGUCGCUCUGCACGGGCAUUCCCUUAUGGCAAUGUUGCCUUUCCUCAUCUUCCUGGCUCUGCUCCUUCAUGGCCUAGUCUUGUGGAUACCAGCAAGCAGUGGGACUACUACGCAAGAAGAGAGAAAGACCGUGACCGAGAAAGAGACCGUGACCGAGAGCGGGAACGGGAUCGGGACCGAGAGCGCGAGCGCACCAGAGAGAGAGAGAGGGAGCGAGAGCACAGCCCCACCCCCAGCGUCUUCAACAGGUUGGUGGGUGAUGAAGAGCGCUACAGAUACAGGGAGUAUGCAGAGAGAGGCUACGAGCGGCACCGGGCGAGUCGGGAGAAAGAAGAGCGGCACCGGGAGAGGCGGCACCGGGAGAAGGAGGAGACCAGACACAAGUCGUCCCGAAGCAACAGUAGACGUCGCCAUGAAAGUGAAGAAGGAGACACCCACAGGAGACACAAGCACAAAAAGUCUAAGCGCAGCAAGGAAGGGAAAGAGGCCAGCGGCGAGCCCGCCCCCGAGCAGGAGGGCGCCGAGGCCGCGCCUGCUGAGUAGGCACGGCCAGAGGCUGUAAAUCUUGUUAUUUUUCUGGAUAAUGUUUAAGAAAUUUACCUUUAAUCUUGUUCUGUUAGUAUGGAAAGUUAAAAUUUUUUUCCAAAAUAAAAGUCGAUUUUUCAAGUUAAGUUAAAAAUCUUUGUCAUGUGAUGUAUAAGAAUAAGCCAAUAGCCCUGGCAUCACAUUCGGUGAGGGAGCGUGAAUGAGUCGUUAGCAGGGAUCUGCAGAGCAUUUAGUGUCUGGUGUGUACAAUGUCUGCACAAGAUGCAGGCUGCCUGCUGGCCACACUGCUGGUUCCUGGUGCCUCAGAAGGGAUCCAGCCCCUUCCCAGGCGGCCUUUCGAGCUCUGCUGUGGCGUUCCUGCUUGACAUCAUUCAGGCCCGUCACCCCUGUCGGACAUCAGGCUCACAUCUGCUGCUUUACUGCCUGACUACCAGCAGCAGCCUAGGCUGCACCAAGGAGAAAUCGGGAGCCAGGAACUCAACCCAAGUAUCCCACCUGGGAAAACCAAACCAUCCACAGUCUUCCAACAGACAUUAGCAGGAAGUUGGGGUCAGGAGCUGCAGGCAGAAACGGAACCCAGGCCCACCACCUGGUGUCUUGACUGACAUGCCUAAGGCCCACCCAUCAGACUUUUGGUGGUGGGCUAUUAGUGCCCUGACCUCGGGUUCUUGGGGAAACUAAAUUCUCUCAUCUGGAAGGCAUUGGGCAGCCUCUGAGGUGACUUGUGUUAAGUGUGGUUUCUUCCAGGCCCAUGUUUCAUCCUUGAUCGCUAUGACAGGUUUGAAUCCCCUCUUGCCAACUUGGAGAGGGCUGAGCCCUUCCGCCUUGCUGGAUGUAUUUCCCAAGGCUCAUGGGAGAGCCGCAAGUGCAGCACCCCAGCGUCACUGGUUGUGCUGUGAGCAAAGCUGAACCUCACGGCGAGCUCUAGGUUACUCAUUUCUUACUAAAGGCAAGAGAAUGCACUUGUCGGGGUGACCCUGGGAGAUUAUGUGUCAGUCACAGUAUCAGGUACAUGGUAUUUGAAAGAAUUACUGGUUUCUUCUAAAUGGUGGUGACAGAAGUCAACUUAAUUAGCAUCACAUACAAAUGACAACUAUGAUUUCUGGGAAAGUAUUUAUUUCUCAUUUGAUGAAAGGAAUGUUUCUCAGUGUGUUUUAAAUUUUUUAAAAUUUCUCUUUAAAAAUGUGCAUAAUAUACCUUUUGCUGAUCUCUGCAUAAACCCAAAUUAAUCUGAAUUGAUCUGAAUUCAAGGGGGCAAUUCAAACCAUGUUAGGUACUUGAGAACAUUUGCUGAGUCAAAAAGACAAGGUUGAGUCAAGUAAGAGACUGCAUUAUAGCAUGGACCAGUUGGUGGUCAUUUUUAAUUUUUGAGAGUUGUAUUUCCCAAAGUGCAAAUGGAUUUUUUAAAUUAAAUUAUGCUUUUCUUGACACUUUAACAGUAUACUCUUUAAAUAUAAAAAUGAACAAGAUAAAUAGUCUGUUUCAAUUUAGCUUGGCUGUGACUUUCCUGUGACCCAUGAUGGAUCCUACAAAAAAGUGCCAGGCCAGGAAGCCAGAGUGAGAGUGAUUCUUCCUUUUAGUUCUUUGAGCAUCCGGGCCAAGCAGGUGUGCGUCAUUCCCGAGGUACUUCUGCCGUUGACCGCGAGGAGAAUGUCGCCACACCUGAACAAGACAAUAGGGGGCAGGAUCAAUGCUGAAGUCAUGCUAAUGGAUCUAAGUGGCCCUGAUGUCUGCUAGGCCUGUCGGUAGUAAUUACAUUACUGGAGGAUUUCCUGUCCUCCCUUACUUUCAUGCCAUUGUCUGAGAAGGGUGGGCAGCUGCAGUGUGGGGCUGAAGGCAUGCAGGAUUCUGUGGUGAUGCCAGAUGCUGUGGAAAUGUCUGUUUCUCACACUCCCUUCUUCCAUAAAUGAACACCAUACCUUAGUUCAGAUGAAACCAAGGUUGUACAUCUCUGAAACAAACCACUUGAAUAUAAGCUUUUGUCAGGUGGUCAUGAUUCUUACCUAAUUCUUCCGUCAUUGUACGCUGGUGUGCCUUCCACGAGGGAUUUGAUGAAGAAAGGCUUGUGCCCGCUGUGUUCCUCAUAGCCGCCCACGAUGCAGAAGCCGAGGCUGCCCGCCGCAUUCCUCCGCAGCACGACGUCUUUGCAGUUACACAGGUGCCUGCAACAGGACACAUGGAGGGGAUGCACCGUUCAGUGUAACUUGGCUACAGUGAUUGCGCCUUUGCCUCCCACUCCUUCUACAGAUGUAUUUAAAGGUGAAGUAGCCCUGGACAGGUCCCACCCAAAUGUGCUUCACAGCUCAGCAACUUGUUGUUGGCUGACUUUGUGAUUGAUCGUUUUUGUUUCCGAAGCUGUUAAUGCUUUAGAAAGUGACACCGCCGGUUACACUCUGUCUGUGCACCGAUUAGGAAGGAUAAUCCUAUCUGGCUUAGAGAAGCCUUAGUGCCUAAUUUUGGCUUAGUGAAAAGUUGGGAAUACCUAAAUCCUCACUGACUAAAGCAAAUUAAGUAUGGGCAUAUUUUUGUUCUGAGUUAAAUUUCUAAAGAAGGCAGAGAUCCUUGGAACAAAUCAUCCAUCUCAAUGACAAUUUAAACCUAAUUAAUGAAUUUGUGGAAGAGUUUCCAACCUUUGGAAAACACUGCUCCUUACCUAGUUGUGCAUGUUUGGCCAGUUAGAAGUGUGCAGCUGUAAUGUGAAUGGGAAUUGCACAUUGAGGAAAAGCUAAACCGACAUAAACUGAUGAAGAGUGGAAGGAGGGAAUGCAGCAUUGGUCUAAGUGGCUGGAGUCCUCACUUAAAUAGCAGAUGAGGUCACUGGGCUAGUGUGCUCAGGGUGUGGGGCACCUUAUGGACACGGUGUCCCUGGUGCCGUGGAGCUGCAGCUCAGAAGUUAGCCCUUACUCCCGGGCCCUAUGUCCUACUGUGUGACCUCCUGAGAGGAAAUGAGCAUUUUCAUGUUAAUAAAAUGACUGUUUAUAAACUGUACCUUCAAAUAAUAACCCACCGUUUUUUGAAAGUCAAUAAAAGUCUCUUGUGAAUAAGUGAAGUUGGUCAUUUGUCUUGGACCUUGCUAGCCAGUGUAACUUUUUCAAGCUGUUGCUCAUACUCAGUUGAAAUAAAACCACCUCUGGGGUUUGAUGAAUAUCUUUCAAAUGCACUAUUGUAUGUGUUACCAUAUAUAUCACAGUGAUAGAUUUUUUGUGGAAGUGAUAGCUAAAAAACAUGAAUUUUAUAAAAUGCAAAGCAACUUAUUUUGAUGAUUGAUCUGCUGUGAUUCACAACAAGCCUUGAUGCCACUGAGAGUUUCUUCCUGUGGAAGCCCAGGCUUUGCACAUGCAC
Molecule: messenger RNA, 5279 nt
Organism: Ochotona curzoniae (black-lipped pika)
Lineage: Eukaryota; Metazoa; Chordata; Mammalia; Lagomorpha; Ochotonidae
Gene: FIP1L1
Product: factor interacting with PAPOLA and CPSF1
Exons: 19
Coding region: 114-1934 (606 amino acids)
Cellular component (GO): mRNA cleavage and polyadenylation specificity factor complex
Molecular function (GO): RNA binding
Source: RefSeq, a predicted model, not a curated record